GCACCGCACUACGCUCCAGAGCAUCAACCACUAGAAGGGCUGAAGAGCGGUGGAAUCCGAUGCUCGCCAAAUGGGAAAGUCGAUUGAAAACCUUGAGGGCGUCUCCGACGCCGGCGCCGGAGCCGGCUGUGGCCACCGUCUCGUCUGCCCUUUCCCCAUCAUCACCCUCAGAUGCGUCCUCGUCUUGAUUCUCAGCGUUUGUGUGCUCCUCUCCGCCCUCUUCUGGCUCCCCCCAUUCCGUUCCUCCCGGUCGUCGUUCCACCCUUCCGACGAUGCUCUUGCUGCCGAUAUCCAAGCUACCUUCAUGCUUGCAAAACCAUUCUCUCAGCUUGUCCCACAUGUGCAAAAGCUUGAGUAUGAUAUAUUUGAGGAAAUUGGAGUACCAGAGUCUAAGGUUUCGGUAAUUUCAUUGCAUCCUUCGACUCCGACAAAUGUUACUGGUGUAGUGUUUGGUGUGCUGCCUUACUCCAAAUAUGUCUCGAUCAGUUCACCAUUCCUGAGUCUGCUGAAAUCAUCAUUUGUAGAGCUGGCCCUACAACAAGUGAAUCUAUCAUUAUCACCUGCACUCUUUGGGCAUUCAUCUGCUUUUGAAGUUUUGAAGUUUCCUGGAGGGAUUUCAAUUACUCCUGGGCAACCAGUUUCUCUUUGGAAAAUGCCACAAAUACUCUUCAACUUCACAUUAAGCAACUCUAUUUCUCAAAUUAGCAAGAAUUUUGAUCAGUUGAAGAUCCAGUUGAAGUUUGGUUUGCAACUACGAUAUUAUGAGAAUGUCUAUUUGGAGCUCACAAAUACGAAAGGUUCAACAGUAAGGUCUCCAGUAACUGUCCAAGCUUCAGUUUUAUCUGAUAUUGGAAGUCGUAUACUUUUACCAGAUAGGUUGAAGGAACUAGCUGCAAUCAUCAUUGGGCCUGAUGCCAAAAAUCUUGGCCUAGAUCAUGCUAUUUUUGGUAAAGUAAAAUGUGUCCAACUAUCAUCUUACCUAAAAGACUCAAUCUCCUCUAUAGGGUCUCCUAGUCCGUCUCCUUCUCCAUCUCCAUCUCCUAGCUCAUCCCCAUCUCUUUCUCCAUCUCCUGCCUCUUCACCAUCCCCAUCCCCAUCUCCACCCCCAUCAGAAGCUCCUGCCUCUUCACCAGCCCCUUGUCUGAUACCCAUAUGCUGCACUCCAUCGACAAGUCCGUAUCCAGCCACUCCUGAACUUGGAUCUUCACCUCAAUCUUCUAGCCCAGAUACUACUCGUAGAAAAGGGUCACAUAUCCAUCCCUCACUUCCUCCUAAAGCUUCUCCUAGGCAUCAUGUUGAUCCACCUGCGUCUGGCAAUUCACCAAGUCCUGUUCCUCUAAAAGCUGGAACAUGGGGAUCAACUCCCAAGAUGUCCCCUUCAUUGACACCAUUUCCAUCUCCAUCAAGACAUGGCUCCCAGCCUCGGUCAGUACAAGGAAACAGGGAAGCUUCAAUUGCUCCAGCAUUUGUGUUUCUAGAGAUCUCCCGAUCCUUGCCAUCGCACAAAAAGGAAAGUAUCUAUUUCAAUGUGGAAGAUUUCGUUGAAUCUUAUUUGAAGAUGCAUGAUCAUCCUCGGUUUGGCAAGACUUACUCGGGAAGGAAAAGGCCUGACUUACAGCAGGAUAGAGAAUCUGUCUCCACCAAUUAAGGAUAUUGUUAUAUUUUCCUUUAUCCUCGCAAGUCACAUGCCUACAUAUGGCAUAUGCUAUUAUUGGGAUUUGUUGCAUUUCAUCUGAUACAUAGGCGCUGACGAUUGGACAAACAUUCCUUCAAAUUUUGGCACCGGGAUAUGAAUCUUGAUAGACAUGGCGGAUUAUGAUCUUCGUAACAUCUUAAAACAUCUUAGUUCUGGUAAGGAAUUACGUUAUUGUUAAGGAAAGGUCCCUGCAAUUGGUGGUAUCUGGUGGUUUAAAGGGGGUCUGAGGCUUUUCUUUUGUCCUUCUCUUUAUAAAAAUGUAUAUAUUUGGAUCUUACGAGCUGAGAUUUUAGAAACCACAAAGGUGGCUUGCCUCUGUAUAUCAAGUACUCCCCCAAAGGGUUGGAGCACUUCUUAGUUCAGUUUAACAUGUAAACAAACAAACAAACAUACCAAACUCUUUGCUCUUUCUUUUGAAAAAUAGAAAUCAGGAAUUAAUGAA
This is a messenger RNA of Dioscorea cayenensis subsp. rotundata (Guinea yam), 2138 nucleotides long. RefSeq lists its product as uncharacterized. Lineage: Eukaryota; Viridiplantae; Streptophyta; Magnoliopsida; Dioscoreales; Dioscoreaceae. Bases 71 to 1648 code for a protein of 525 amino acids. The transcript is spliced from 6 exons. The record is from RefSeq and is a predicted model, not a curated record.